Molecule: messenger RNA, 6586 nt
Organism: Spirometra erinaceieuropaei
Lineage: Eukaryota; Metazoa; Platyhelminthes; Cestoda; Diphyllobothriidea; Diphyllobothriidae
Source: the annotation of a GenBank genome assembly
AUGAGCUUCCGCGAUAUCAUUCCCAAUGCAAAGGCAACCUCGCAAUCAGUGAGUUCGUCGAACAUUAUACCGCUCAGGUGUGGCCACGAAGGGACUAUCCUUUUAAUUGUCGAUUCUGCACGGAGUGACAAGUCUUCAACCACCAUAGCCCUUUCAAUCUCAACUGACUCGGUUCCAUUCAUGGACAGCACCCUUAGGCUUCUGACUUCCGAGUUGCAUUUGAUUGAACCGCAUAAGGUGUUUAUUGUCAGUGCUGUUGGCAUUGUGAACACUCCAUUGCCGACGAGAAGCUUUCGUUUAAUCAUAGUGACAUUCGAACCACUGUUCAAAAAUGCGUAAGUUUCGACGUUUCCUCUCGGAGUUGCCAACUUGGCAGGAAUAACUCCCAGUCGUGAUGGUACGUACGUAAUUCCAGUCAAGGCACAAAGCCCUUCCUGUGCUGAAGGGAGACUGACAGUGCCCAAGGGGCGCUAUAAUAAACCUAUUCUAUUCUUUUCCAUUCUAUGUAAUGUUCGUUGUUUAUUUUCCGAUGACAUUACAUGCAAAAACGUGUGAUAUCGCUUUUGCACCCGGACUGAUCAUAAAGUUCUCUGGAGCUGCACACCUUGGCAAAUGCGUAUUACCAAAACAAACAAUACACGCUUUGUUUUCCCGCAGACAAUUCCACCGAUCUGCAACAUCCAUAGAAAGUAAACGUGAGUAAUUUGUCACUCCAUGGACAUAAGAACAUAUGUAACAUGGUCGUCGAUCUGGUUCGACACUCGAAAUGGCAAAAUUGCCAGGGUUCUCCCGUUUUUGAUGUUGGGCUGUGACAGUAAAAGGCAGUUGAGAGAGCUUGACAUCCCCAUCUCGAGAUAUUUGUCCGAAACUACUUCUUGCUAUCCCGGCUCGAGUAUUUAUGAAUUCCGUGAGGUUUGCAAAGUCCGAUUCUUUACCAUUCAUAGAUAUUUUGUCAGCAACUUCUGCCCACUGGAUUUGCAUAAAAAACGGCUAAAAGCGCACUUUUCGCACUAGGGCAUUCAGCGAUUUUAAGUCAGACACGUAGUUCAUUUGCGUGAGCGCUAUUUCACAACUUCUCAUCUUUAUGCACAAAUUUGAAAGUGCCUUUGCGGUCUGAUUGACUUGGCGUGCCUGUCUGAAGACACCGUCCAGAAGGGCAUUAGAAACUACACGUGGUUGGCCAAAUAAGCUGCUUAAUAUUUCCCGUGCUCUUGAAUAAGCCAACGGUGAGGGCAGCAUGACGCAUUCUUCUAUUGCCUCUCUCGCAUCACCUCUGCAAUAGUGAAUCAAGUACAGAAGCCUCUGUCCAGCAUCUUCUUCUUUGCUCUCCAAGUACACUUCAAACUGUUGUAUAAAUUUCCAAUAAUGAAUGGGGUUGCCAUCAAACCAGGGCAACUCAAAUUUGAGUAGUUCUAAACUGGCAUCUGGCAGGUUCAUAGCACUUGGUUUGGAUAUAUCAACAUUCACACGUUGUCAGGGAUUACUCCCUUCAGGAGAAAUUUCAUUCAAUGUGCAUUUUUUCAAAUAUCCCGAGACAUGCGCGACGAAAUCCACGGGUUGACGAUUGUCAUCGGACAUCUCUUUCUCGGUCUCUACCUCUAUCCUAGCAAGCUCGGUCCUUCUCUGCGCAUCAAAAAUAGCUUGUUGGAGUUUGACCUCUCGUUUAACUCGUCUCUUUGUUAUUUCGGCUAUUCCUAAGGCUUUAUAACUGUUUUACGGGAACUGCGACUACGAACUGAAACGUUCUUACAAGAGCCGGACUGGACGCCUUUCUUCGGCUGUCCUUGUCCCUCAAAGGCACCUAGUUUGUCUGUUCCGAGAGACUGUUCCGUACCGUCCGAUUCAUCCUUCAUGGAACGCGUCUACAUUUGAUGAAAGUAAUUUCCUCGAAUAUAUGGUACGAUGUUCAGUACUGUGGAAUUCUUGGUAAAUUGAGUUACGCGUAUAAGCCAAAACAAAUUUCGGUGUAUAUACGGUACUAUUGAUAGAAUAAGGUAAUAAUAAAAAACGUACAAACCUCAACAAUGGAUACCCCAGAUAAAGAAUUCCUUUGUGACUGUUCGAGCAAACCGAAUUCCCAGCUCAAGGCCAGCAUACAAAAACUAGUUAAUUAAAAGAACGCCAAUCAAGCUCGAAAGAGGGUUACAAAAGGGAGGAAGGGGAAUGUCGACAGAGGCCAAGUGUGAAAGCCCUUUGAGGAGGGUGUGGAGAAUUCCAAACUUUGACCAGCUGGAUAAACAGUCACCGAUGAUAGGCUCGAGUAAGAAUACGAAACGUCCUCCCAAUUAACUUUUUUCCAGCGAUCUCAUCUAGUUUUCCUCAAGUGUCUUACAUAGGCGUUCAAUUCGAAAAAUUGUUUGAGGCUGGAACAAGAAGCAAACUAUCGACAUGGACCACAGAGUACCAUAUUGAGAUGUCACAAAUCUUAUGUCAUAAAUCGGGAUUUAGUCCUUUGACCAUUUCUCUUCCUGGCAUACAUCAAAGACUGUACCGUCAAGCUCCGUUGCAGUGCCAUCAUGUUUGUCAAGAACGUUGAACUCGCGGGGCACCAAGUCUAGCGCAGAUAGUCAAAUAUUCAAAAUAGUCUUAAAUGAAUUAGCAGUUGGUCUUGUCGGUGGCUUUUAGCAUUUGCGUUGUUAAUUAUUUGGUUAAAAACCCCGCACUUGAAGGUAACACGAAGAAGACCUUUCUUUUUAAUGCGUUCUUGAUGGAUAACCGCACUCACGUGUUGAACAGCAGAAAGACCUAUGUGUUCUAGUUAAUUCCUCCCUCACACCGUCGUCUCAGGGAUGAUAGGCAACUUAAUAUGCGACACAAACGUACUUUGCUUUGAAAUGAGCGCUAUUGCAAAUAAUUCAAAUACUGCUCGGCAAAACGUACGGGACUUUUGUUUGGUCCAAUUUGAAAUGUGCACUUACGAUAUUGUGCCUGUGACUCAAGGAAGGUUGUAAAUUAUUCGAGUUGCCUCACUUUAAGACCACGAAAAUUGUGAAAGAUCUCGGCAAGUUACCACAGGAAACCAGGCUGAGUAAAAUUAACUCGGUUCCAAUAGAUUGGGGGCAAAUGUGCGACCACGCCAUUCAGACCAACAAGAUUGUCGGAGGCCGUGCAUGCGUCCCACAGUUUGACAUGGUUGGAACAGGCAGCCUGAGUAGUCACAAAUUUCAGCUGCAGGGGAAGUUUACCCACUCCGAUAUCCGCCAGAAAGUCUUCUCGCAGAUGGUUGCUGAAACAUGGAAUUAGUUUACUGCUAAGAUGCUGUAUUUGGACAUUGCUCGCACACCUAAAUGAAAAAAAUGAUACACAUAUGCUAAGAAACUACUGUGUGAAUAUUUGCGAUUCUGUCAUCGACAACAGCCUAUGCCUCCCUCAGUGACGUCACAUUUGUCAAAAGCAUGAAAGGCAUGAUGCCGUAGUACCAGCGUUCAUCGUCCCGUCUUCAGGGGUCGUUUCGCCUGAUCAUUCGGACUGCUUUGCUGUAGAAGCUAUGAGUAAUGGUUCUUCAAUUGAUCGAUCGGAUUGAUUGAUAGACAUUCGCUUGCACAAUCGCAUAGGCAAUCAGUCGCCAGAUAACGAUGGGAAGUAAUAUGGUUUAUUGAGAAAUGUAGAUAUGAUAACUAUGAGCAUCUGGAUUACAGCGUAGAUAAGAUUCUCAACGAGAGGGGUCUCUCGGAAAAUACAUUCCGGAUGAACGCUUGGGCGAAUCACAGGGGGCAUAGAACUGGAAUCCGUUACAGGAGGUGGCACACUGUCUUCAACAGUCCACUCUGAAAUCCUAUGAACACUGGCACUGUUCCGUAUCUCUUUCGGAAAUCACUUUAGUUAAACAAAGAGAGUCAAUUUGGCCUUGCCCUUCAAAAUCCUUCUUUUUUACGAUUCUACUUUGCAAACCAAGUGCGAAAGCUUUGUUUUCUGCAUAAAGGGACUUAAUGUAAUAAGCAUUAAAAAGUAGGAGUCCAGGUCUUAUAAAUUUGAAGCACGCCUUAAUACUCAAUUCUGUGUGAGCGGGUCGCAUCUUCAUAUGAUGAAGUGGGGAUGGGCGAUAUAUUCAGUUAGUUGACGAGGCCAAAAAACAGCCUGAAAAACAAAGCUGACAUCUGUUCAUGGAGAUGGGGUUAUUGGCAGUACAGUAUUUAAUCGAACCUCCGGAAAGGCUGUACACAAAAGGAGAUGGGGUCAGUCAAACGGACAUAGAUCAAGCUAACACGCAUGGAAGAUCAUUAUUCAAGAUGAGGGUGUGGGGCUCAAAGAUGUCCAUUAACAGAUGAACUGGAUUUUCCGGCAGACGGCCUUAUCUCCAGGGGUAUGGUGCAGGACCUUUUGUUAAGGAGUUGCUGGAUCUUCGCUUCUCUGUUACUUUUGAUUUCAGCCCUGUGAGAAGGAAUAGAGAAAUUUAAAAGACUCGCCAUUAGGGCAGUUGGAUUUGGUUUUGCCGGGCAUUUCCAUCGGAUGCUCAUUCGUCUGAGUUAACUGUGCAGUCGAGAGUGAGAGUCAGAAGUGGGUAACGAAUGCGUGGUAGUUUUUGUAUAUCGUUAACUGCCAUUGAUUGAAUGUACCAACGACCAGAACUGAGGUAUUCUAACAUCCAAAGUAAGCAAGCAGUGGACGAAGCGCAGGGACCGAUGGUGGUUAUUCUAUCGAACAUAGAUCCGGUGAGGCCUGAUUGGUGGGAUAAUGUUACUACUUUCAUGCGGUAAGCAGUUCAUCAAGAGGAAAGUUUUGACAUUAAUGAGAGUCAUCCACAGUCGUCGUCAAAUUGUUUUUUAUUUAAGACCUUUGGGGUCCUAUCAUAGUAGGUAGCUGACGGUUCAAGAGCCUGGGCAAGGUUUUUCUACGAACAACCGGCGUUCCGCUGUCGCCGCGCCCUACACCGGGUAACUUGAGACGCGGCCAUCAAACUAUUUAUGUGUUAGGGAUAUGUAGAAGCAAUAAUCCCAGCAGAGAUAGACUGGCACAUAGUCACCAAGAUCCGUCGAGGAUAUCUGGGCUUCAAAGGAAAUUCGCAUCGAAAAGGAAGGAGGUUCAGUAAUUUCUGAAUCUGUUAUACACAGCUCGCAUGGAAGGGCUAAAUUUCCUCACAUUGGUCCCGAGAGCGCAGUGCCAUAUCUUGCCAGAAAUUUUCGGCAAAUUUCAAGGAUCUGUCUUGUACAUGUUGACACUUCGUUCAGUAUGUAAUAUAAACAUUUUCAUAGGCAUACUCAUACGCUGGCUAAUUUGCAUGCGAACGGGCGAUUUAUGCCGGUGAUAUUCGUGCAACGCACCGACCAUCAGAUGAACGGGCUAGAUAAAGGAUUACUUGGUGGAAUUUUGCAUAAAGGUUUCAAAGAACAGCCUAGUUUGCAUGAUUAAUAGUGCGGAAAUUUUUAAAGUAAGUCCUAAUUUGCAUAGGAAAUCUAUUAUAUACAUUUGGCUGAUUCCAUGCAAUGUGGUGAAUAAUUAUCCAAUGUCGUACAUUGCUUGGUAGGGAGUGGGGUCACUUAACGACAUAAGUAUAAAAACAGAAAGAAAAAAUAAAAUUUCCCUCUUCAUACUUUUUUUUACCUGUUUGUGCUCUGCUAAAUGUUUUCGGGAAUAAUGCUUGCACAACCCAUGAAUUUCCAUUUUACCAUUCUGUUUAAAUUGCAGUUACUCUUUUCCUAAAUGUCUGCGAAAGUUUACCAUCGAUGUUGUGGCUUUCUCUUAAUUGAUUAUUGUCUUGCAUGAGCAAAGAGUCCCACAUUACUGCUUGCUACCGUUCCAAAACCCACCCGCCUCUGAAUAUUUUGUUGGGUCCCGCAGUCUGUGUGCCGGAUGUGACGCUCUCUCGUAUCUUUGGGGAAAUAGAUCGCGCAUUCGAACAACCGAAAAGUUACAAGCGAAGCUCACAAGCCAGAAGUUUCCAUAAUUGACAACGGCGAGUUUAGAGCCAACCGCAAGUUGAGCAUGCCCACUUUCUUUUAAUCAGCCUCAGUUUUGGGCGCGCUCUUUACGAGUUGUGUUCUGGGCACGUUGGCCUUCGAGUCCUAAGUGAUAUUGUGGUUUAGCACUCCACAAUGACGAACACAAAGGGUCAUCGGCGCGGUACGCGUUACAUGUUUGCGCGUAAGUUCCGCAGGCAUGGAACUUUACCGACGGGGGUUUAUAUGCGCGUUUAUAAGCGCGGGGACAUCGUGGAUGUCGUUGGUGAUGGUGGCGUUCAGAAGGGCAUGCCGCAUAAGUCUUACCACGGUAAAACUGGUCGCGUGUUUAACGUUACAAAGCACGCUGUCGGUGUAAUCGUGAACAAGCGUGUCGGGUAAGUGGUUCCUCCCACGUUUCGUUUCAUUAUGUAGUAAUCGCAUUAUUCCGAAGCGAAUUAAUGUGAGGAUUGAGCACGUCCGGCCCAGCAAAUGCCGUGUGGAGUUCCUUAAUCGUGUUAAGGAGAACGACAGAAGACGCAAAGAGGCUAAAGAGAAGGGGAUUCGAUGCACCCUCAAGCGAAAGGUAUGAUCAUUUCCCGCAUUAAUUUAUCCUACAGCCCAAACUUCCACGGCGCGCUCAUCUUGUUCUGACAAAGAAAAGGCCAGUCGUAGACCUUCAUCCUUUGCCAUAUGAGUUGAUUGCGUAA